AUGUUAUCGACUAUAAACCUGCUUUCCUCAUCCACCGUCGCCGUGUACUGGGGUCAAAAUUCUGGAAACACAGGUCAACAACGCUUGAGUUAUUACUGUGAUACUUACUUGCAGCAGAUGUUUCAACUGUCCUUCGUUACGCGGAUUUCAGGUGCAGCUGGUCUGCCAGAACUCGACUUCGCCAACCAGGAAAGCCAGUGCACUGUAUAUCCUGGCACGAAUCUCUUAAACUGUCCUCAGAUCGGAGAAGAUAUCAAGCGAUGCCAGCAAAAUGGAAAGACCAUCCUUAUUUCUAUCGGCGGAGCAACAUCGACAGAACGUGGUUUCGCCUCGGAGGUAGCAGCCAUCGAAGCCGCCAACAAGAUGUGGCAGAUCUUCGGACCUGUGCACGCGGGUAACACGGCAUACCGACCAUUCGGAGAUGCAGUCAUCGACGGCUUUGACUUUGAUUUCGAGACCAGCGUCACAAAUAUGGUGCCCUUUGCCAAUCAGCUGCGCCGCUUGAUGGAUACUUCUGAGGGCAGAAAAUACUACCUGACUGCUGCGCCGCAGUGCGUGUUCCCUGACGUAGCAGAUCAGGAGAUGCUGAAUGGAGCUGUUGCGUUUGAUGCAAUCUGGGUGCAAUUCUACAACAAUUACUGUGGCGUGAAUGCAUUCUCUUUUGGCUCAAUGCGGCAGGGUGCUUUCAACUUUGACUUAUGGGACGCAUGGGCUAAGAGCCAGUCCAAGAAUAAACAAGUCAAGGUCUUCAUCGGUCUGCCGGGAAAUGUGGCUGCGGCUGGAACUGGCUAUGUUGAUGCUGAGCAGGUCAGAGAAGUUGUCGCUUGGAGCAAGGCAUUCUCGAGCUUCGGAGGCAUUAUGGUAUGGGACGCAAGCUCGAUGGUUAUCAGGUCCAAACCCAAGGAGCCCGAGGUGGUCUCCAUCGUCCAUCUGGUGAAGAUGGCCGAGGAUGAGACAUCGCCUGUCAACCUCCCAAGCGAACAUCUGGAUGGCUCUGCUUCGCAGCGUGAACCAGCGCAAGGCUUGUGGAACAGGUUCUUCAGACGGAGAGAGCCGGGAAAGUCAGAAUCCGAGGAGUCGGAGUCCGUCAAUAACCCGAGCUAUCGUUCGAAGGCGACUUUAGGGAUUCUUAGCGACAAGGAGACCGAUGAAGUACCAGGAACGGUGCUAUUGCUCUCCUCGAAUCGUAACGAACCAUUGGGUCUGCGGCACCAGCAGCGGCGAACAUCCGCAUCUUCUCUACCUAACGUCAUUCCUUCGUCUCGUUCUUCUUCGCGCACGACGGCUCCCCAGCCAAAAAAGACGGCAGACGGUCGAAUUGUCCUCAAUCCGCAGCCAGAUGAUUCCGUCAAUGACCCACUGAACUGGCCCAUGUGGCGGCGCGAUGCUGCGUUGCUCUCCUUGGGCUUCUACUGCUUAAUGGGCGGAGGAAUGACACCCAUUCUUGCUGCUGGGUUCAACCAAGUCUCUGAAAGCUACGGAGUGAGCACUCAGAAAGUGGCAUACACCACCGGAUUGUACAUGUUGGGUCUCGGAGUCGGAUCGGUCAUCAUGUCACCGACCGCAAUUCUAUGGGGAAAGCGACCAGUAUAUCUCCUAGGGGCUACACUCUUUGUCCUUUCUGCCGUGUGGUGUGCCUUGUCUCCAAAUUACCCCAGUUUGGUGGUUGCUCGGAUUUUUCAAGGGAUCGCUGUCAGUACUGUCGAGUGUCUUCCCUCGGCCACUAUUGCCGAAAUCUACUUCCUGCACGAGCGAGCAUAUCGUGUUGGCAUCUACACUCUUCUCCUUCUGGGUGGCAAAAACCUCGUGCCUCUGGUCAGCGCUGCUAUUAUUGGCCGUCUGGGAUGGCGUUGGGUGUUUUGGAUCGUCGCAAUUAUUGUUGGUGCUUGUCUCGCCCUCCUCUUCUUUUUCGUUCCUGAAACGUUCUGGGAUCGCACACCGCGUCCUCGUCGCUCUCACAAGCGUCCUCAUAUGAUACGGAACGUAUCAGACCUUCUCCGAGGUCGACAACUUCACCACCGUCUAGAGGACCCAGUCCCGAACCGAGACCCUAUCUCACCUGCACCCAGAAAGUCCAACAAGGGUCACGUCGGCUUUGUGGAGGAUCAAGAUCAGGAAGGAAACCCGGUAGAUGAGAAGGAAAGAAAUCAUGAAGACCACGACCGGAUAUUACCAUCCGAGACCCCAGUCGAGGACACCGACCAGCUGGGCUUGUCGGACCCCGAGAAGCAUGAUGCCUCCCUACAAAUACCUGCUUUAGCGGUUACUCAUGAGUCGGACUCUCAGCGCGAUCUCGAAGCAGCUAGGCAACCUGCUGUGUCACCCGCGCGUAGCGAAUCCGUGGGUUCGGCCGUACCACUGCCUCCAGCCCAGGUGUACACCAACCGACUACGAGAGAAACCCCAAAUCCCCUUCACGCAAUACCUGCGAAUCUGGAACGGGCGAAUUUCGCAUGAUAAGUGGUUACGAGUUGCCGCGCGUCCGUUCAUUCUGUUCGCCUACCCGGCUGUUCUCUGGUCAUCGGUAGUGUAUGCGCUCUCGGUCGGAUGGCUUAUUGUGCUGUCCGAGUCUGUGGCGCAUCUGUACCAGGGCUCGCAUGGUUACAACUUCACCCCUUUGCAGACAGGCCUGGUUUAUAUCUCUCCCUUUGUCGGCGGUCUUUUAGGAACUGCAGUGGCCGGUAAAGUAUCCGACGUGAUUGUGCAGUUUAUGUCCCGGCGCAAUGGAGGCGUCUACGAGCCCGAAUUCCGUCUCGUCAUGGCCAUCCCUAUUGCUCUAUCAACUUCGGCGGGAUUGAUGGCAUUCGGAUGGAGCACGGAGGUGAAAGAUUCCUGGAUCGUGCCUACGAUCUUCUUCGGUCUGAUUUCAUUUGGAUGCUGUCUCGGCAGCACGACAUCGAUCACUUUCUGCGUGGAUAGCUACCGGCAGUAUGCCGGUGAGGCCUUGGUGACUCUGAAUUGGAGCAAGAACGUAUUUCACGGCCUGAUUUUUUCGUUGUUCAUUGUCGACUGGCUUGAAGUCGAUGGCGCCCGGACGGUGUUCCUCGCACUCGGGGGCAUUCAACUUGCAUGUUUGUUGUUCACGAUACCCAUGUACAUCUACGGCAAGCGGGCUCGGAUGUGGACGGUACGGAAGUGUUUGAUGGAGAAGUUUUGA
Molecule: messenger RNA, 3156 nt
Organism: Aspergillus viridinutans
Lineage: Eukaryota; Fungi; Ascomycota; Eurotiomycetes; Eurotiales; Aspergillaceae
Product: putative MFS transporter
Exons: 8
Coding region: 1-3156 (1051 amino acids)
Biological process (GO): carbohydrate metabolic process; transmembrane transport
Molecular function (GO): transmembrane transporter activity; hydrolase activity, hydrolyzing O-glycosyl compounds
Source: RefSeq, a predicted model, not a curated record